This is a messenger RNA of Trematomus bernacchii (emerald rockcod), 3307 nucleotides long. RefSeq names its product tigger transposable element-derived protein 6. Lineage: Eukaryota; Metazoa; Chordata; Actinopteri; Perciformes; Nototheniidae. Gene Ontology annotation, cellular component: nucleus. The record is from RefSeq and is a predicted model, not a curated record. The coding region runs from base 1119 to 2462 and encodes 447 amino acids. The transcript is spliced from 2 exons. Gene Ontology annotation, molecular function: DNA binding.
AUAUGAAACAAACUUUGAAAACAACCUUAGCAUUUACAACCUUAAAGUAGACAAUACCAAAAUAGCAAAACAUAUCUUGUUAAUAAUUAUUCACAAACAAUAUACAUAAAUCAGGUUUAAACUACUUAAGCUGAAAAUUGCCAUUAAAACCAAAUGCUCCAUAUCGAGAUGGUUUAAAUUCUGUGCACGUAAAAGUGUUAUGCACAACAUGACAACAGGUCACUUCUUUCUUCCUGUAUAGUGUUAACAGAUAAAACCUCAUCAGUAAAGGAAGAUGAGAUGUAUGAAUUAUGGCAGUUCCCAAAUAUGACUCUUCAUUCUUCUUUUAUAGCCUUAGUGACAGGUUUAGCUUUAUAACCUAUAAAAACUUGCAUAAAAAGUCUGACCUGCAUUAGACGAUGAGCACAACAAAUCACAGAGAAAGGACACCAGCAUGUAAAAAGAAAUAUGAAAAGAAUGACCAACUACAUUGAUUUAUGAAGCAAAGCUGACAAAUAGAGCUUUAAAUGACAACAGAAUGCUUAUUAACGAUGUAAAUAUCACCAAACACCUUGAACAGUGUGGGGGUGGACCUGUUUUCGUGAGUCAAUUGGUUCCAGUGUUUGUCUCUCGUAUAUUGACAUUGCUGGUAAUAGAUGGCAGCCGAAAUUGGAUUGGGUCAAUCAUGCUUGCAGUAGCAAAACAUCUUGAUGACCACUACAUUAUGAUAGAUGUUAAGGCCAUGGUCUUAGCUGUAAAUACUAAAAUAUGAGUGUGAACAUUUGCAAUGAUUUAGUGACUGAAACUAAUCAUUCAAACGAAUUGCCAUUGUGUCAUAGCAAUACAUAUUUAUCUUAAUCUGUCAUGGAAAAACACAUAGGCCUACAUUGUGCAACAUCAUCUAUAAAAGUACAGUCUAUGGUAAGAUGGUGUUAGAAUGUGAGGUUAUGUUGUUGUUUGUUUGAUUCUACUUAACAAUAAUAGUUUCACGUCAUAUAAGCAUUGUGAUGUAAUGGAAUAGAUUUGAUCUGAACAUCUAUACAUUUUGACACUUAUUUGUGUAACAGGAACUUCAAAACUUUUAUUUUGGAGACACUAACACUUUACUUCCGGUUUUCUUCCGCUUUCCCUGGCUUGUGAUGCUAGCUGCUAGCCGUUUCAUGCUAGACAGUGAAAACGUGCGUGCUGAAAAAAUGCCAUCUAGAAAUCAUCUUGACAAAAUUGGGAGGAAGAAGAAGAAGAAAUGGACGGAGGAGGCCAUGGAGCGUGCGUUGAUCGAGGUGAAGUCUGGGAGGUGUACGGUGAGACAGGCUGCCAAAGAGUUUGGAGUCCCUAAGUCUUCGCUGGGGGACAGAGUGAGUGGACGGGUGACACCGGGGAGCCGCAGCGGGCCUGCUCAGCUGAUAACAUCUGCGGACGAGGAGCUGUUGGUGGAGUUUUCUUUAUACAUGUCCAAGCAUGGCUUCCCUCUCACAAAGCAACAGCUGGUGUCUUUUGCAUCAUCCAUUUACAAGCGGCAGCAUCGGAGGGUGGCGUUUUCUAAACUAGGCCAGACCUGGUGGCUCAAUUUUAGAAAACGUCAAGAAAAGAAUAUCACCAUUCAGCCAGCAGACAAUGUUGUUCGUGGGAGGACAGUGCAUGUGAGAAAAGAAGCAUUGGAUCAAUUUUUACACUUACUAAGCACUGUUAUGGACUCUCGUGGGCUCCGAGACAAGCCUCAUCAAAUUUUCAACUGCAAUGAGACAGGCUUUCAGCUGGGCAGGAAGAGGGUGAUUCUGCCUAAAUCUGCCAGUCUGGGCUGCAAGCCAACGUCAGGCUCCAGAGACCACAUCUCCGUCCUGGCUUGCUUUAGCGCAGCUGGAGAGGACAUUCCCCCGUUUAUUAUCUACUCAAAGGCAUACCCAGGGGGAGUAUGUUACAAGACUCAAGGGCCUCCAAACGCAAUCUAUGGAUGGUCCAACUUGGGGUGUAUCAACUCUGACCUUUUCAAGAAAUGGUUCCUCAAACACUUCCUCCUGCACGCACCAAAGGAGCGUCCACUGCUGCUGAUUUUUGACGGACACAAGUCUCCGGUGAACCUGGAGGUGGUGGAAGCAGCUCGUAAGGAGGACGUCAUCCUUCUGUGCCUCCCCCCUCACUGCUCUCACAUCCUGCAGCCACUCGAAGCAGGCCUCUUCAUUCUCCUGAAGAAGCGCUUUGCUGCCUUCGUAGGCGAUGGUUGUGCCCCUGAUUCUCACUUUGCUGUCAGCAAGAAGGAGUUCUCAGGUGUGUUUAAAGAGACAUAUCAGGUGGUGAAGGAAGAGGAGGGUGUGAGGAUUGUGAAGGACGGCUUUAGAAAAUGUGGCAUCUACCCACUGAACCACUUUGCUUUCAACGAGGGUCAUUUAAUGGCAUCGCAGAGCAUGGGCUCAGAAGCUGGAUGCUCCCUGUCCCCAUCAGCUGAGGGGGAGAGCUCACAGCUGCUGGACCCCCAUUCAGACUAAUAACUGCACAAGACUGUCAGUCGGACAUUAGUACCUUUAAGGAAUGAGAGUGACUGCUUUAUUUAACUAAACCUGGCUGAUCAUUUUAAAAACUAAAGGAUGCAACACCUCCUUCAGCUUUCUCUCAGAGAAUGAUGUCAAUGUUUUUCUCAGAUUUUGAAUUUAACUGAACAUAUUUAAAUGCUGCCCAUUAGCAGUUUCCAACCUGGGGGAGAGUUCUCUGAAAUUACAAUUUAAUUAGUCAAAAGGGUUUUAUUAGGAUAUGAAUUAAAAAUAUAUAUUCCCGCUGAGGAAAUGAAUAUAUUCUUAUCAUUACUGUUCUUUACAUGCUUAGAUAAACGGAAACAUUUCAAACUUGGCAACAUUGUAUUCUCUUGUUUAAGACUUACAGGAACUAGUACAUUGGGGAAAUUGCAACAUGUAUUAUGAUCCAUGCAGAGGAUUUGCAAAGAAGAAAUACUUAAAAGUUGUUUCUAAGGGGUUUCUUUCCAAAAUGUUGAAAUCUGCCAUAAAACAAACAGCGAGAACAUGAGGGAUAACAAUGUCCUUUUGGUAAUAAUGAUAGCAGGGAAAUGAUAGCCCGCUUUGAAACGGCUAACUCAUCUCAGUCGUGCAUCAUAUUCUUCCUUUGCUUGUGCAUGUGAAUGUACUACUCGGCCCAUUACGAAAUGAUACAGAUUUUAUUGAUACAAAAAAUGAAGAACUGUUCAGAAAAGUUGAAACCUUUUAAAAUUGGGGAGUGUCUCAAGAUAAAUGUGUUGAAAUAUUGUAAUGUUCUCCAUUCACACAGAUGAAUGAAUAAGCACUGCAGUAUUAUCUCAGGGAGAAUAAACAGAAUAAAUAUA